CUGGUUGAUAAAUAUAAGCCAUCUCAUGCAGUACCCCAUAGCUCCUACCACGCUCAGAUGCUCUUUGGAAGCUCGAGGCAGUCCGAUGUUUUUAGCCUCACGCUAAUCUCUUUUACUUACGUCAUAUUCAUUACUUCAAAACAUAUUCAGCCUAUAUAAAGUUGGUUUUAGAACUCUAAGCUAGAAUGUCCCGCCUCUCUCGCUACCUGCGAGAACAUGGGGUUGGCUGCUGGCUGUCGUUCGUUCUUUUCGCACACAAAGCAUGUAACAUAGCGCUGGUGUUUGUAGGCAUCGCCAUGUUAGCCUAUGCGGGGGACAUAAUCGCCACCCAGCAGCAUCCCCAGCCACCCCAGCGCCAGCAAUACCUACAACUGCAGUCCACAUCUCAGGACGUCACCACCGCCACCCUCACCUCCCCUGCCUGGCCCUCCUGGCUCCCCGCCCUCCACCUGCCCUCGCUGCCCCCCGCCGCCCUCGCCUUCCUCGUCAUGGGCCUGCUCGCCUGCCUCUCCGCCGCGGCUGCUCUGGGCGCUGCUGCGGUGCACAGCCUGGCGCUGCUCAACACGCAUCUGGUGCUGCUGGCACUGCUGCUGGCGGGUCAGGUGUGCCUUGCGGCGGCAGUGGCCUCGGACGACGGCGGCAGGGAGGGCCAACCGGGUGCCGCCUCUAACCCGCACAGCACCACCUCCUCGUCAACUGUGACGUACGGCAGCAGCAGCAUGUACGGCAGCAGCAGCGGCAGCAGCAAAGCCCUGAAGUACGGCGGUGUCAGCAGCAGUGCUUCCAUACGAGUUCAGCUUCGGAAUGCGUUAGUGGCGUACGAGUGGGCCGACGUGGUGUCCGCGACCGUUGAGCUUCUGUCGCUGCUGCUCGGCUGCUUGCUGCACUCGGCCUACGUACGAGCGGAGGAGGCGGCGGAGGACGCGGAGGAGGCGCUGGGGCUGCCGGACGGGGAGGCGGCCGCACCGUUCCUGACCUCCAGGCGUCGAGCGGACCGGCAGCAGCAGCAGCAGUCCCCGGGGGGCUCCCGCCGUACACCCCUGCCGCAAAGAGUACGACGAGACGACUCCUGGAGCCGCCGCAUGCGGGAUCAGUACGGCGUGGAUACGGCAGGGCUGUCGUACGAUCCGCUUGCAGGGAUGGCGGGCGGUGGUGGUGG
This is a messenger RNA of Astrephomene gubernaculifera, 1159 nucleotides long. The record is from the annotation of a GenBank genome assembly. NCBI's taxonomy places the organism in Eukaryota, Viridiplantae, Chlorophyta, Chlorophyceae, Chlamydomonadales, Astrephomenaceae.